Molecule: messenger RNA, 3579 nt
Organism: Esox lucius (northern pike)
Lineage: Eukaryota; Metazoa; Chordata; Actinopteri; Esociformes; Esocidae
Gene: ctnnal1
Product: catenin (cadherin-associated protein), alpha-like 1
Exons: 20
Coding region: 252-2546 (764 amino acids)
Biological process (GO): cell adhesion; Rho protein signal transduction
Molecular function (GO): actin filament binding; cadherin binding
Source: RefSeq, a predicted model, not a curated record
CCUACCGACGAGUUGCUGCAGUCUCGUCUCACUCAGUCGUACUUGAGUAAACUACAUAUUAGCGGACACACAGAACGGAGCUCGGCGAGCGGAUAAACGGCAUGCUUCUUUACAGGGACAGUCAGCCUAUCUUGUAACUAUAUAUAGGGGACAAAACCAGAGUUAGAGUAAUUACCUUGAUUUACACAAACGUUACGCAAAGGUAGCGGUAACUCAGUAGUGCAUUGUGUACUGAAGAGAGCUAGGCGGGAAUGGCUUCAUCUCCUUGCGGCAGUGGUAACUUUGAUUCCGGACUGGAAAUCAAAACUCGGUCAGUGGAACAAACACUUAUUCCAUUGGUCUCGCAGAGAACAUCCAACCAAACAAUUGAUUGUGUCAGACUGCCUCCUGACAUCACCACGUUGAUCAACCACAAAGACAAGCCCAAGAAGUCGGAACGGACCCAGCGGGCCGUGCAAAGGGUGGGCCAGGCCGUCAGCGUUGCCGUGGGACGGUUCGUCGCCGUGGGAGAGGCCAUCGCAGCGGAGAACGAGGAGCUGAAGGAGGAGAUGGGCGUGGCCUGCUUUGAGGCCCGCAGAGCAGGUGACGCUAUUGCCCAGCUGACGGACGUUGGCACUGCGGUGGCACCCCCGGCGGAUGGACGCACCACGGUGUUCAGCGACAGGACCGGCAUGGUUAAGGCCGCCCGCAUGCUUCUGUCCUCCGUCACCAGGGUCCUGGUCCUCGCCGACCGCAUCGUCGUCAAACAGAUUAUCGCCUCACGCAACAAGGUCCUGGUGACAUUGGAGCAGCUGGAGAGUGUGUGCACCUUCCAGGAGUUUGUCCAGAUCUUCAGCCAGUUCGGGAAUGAGAUGGUGGAGUUUGCCCACCUGACCGGGGACAGGCAGAAUGACCUGAAGGAUGAGAAGAAGAAGGCCAGGAUGGCGGCAUCCAGGGCGGUGCUGGAGAAAUGCACCAUGAUGCUGCUUACUGCUUCCAAGACAUGCCUCAGACAUCCAGACUGCGAGUCGGCGCGCAUCAACAAAGACGCUGUUUUUCACCGCAUGCGUUUUGCCCUGGAGCAAGUCAUCGAGAUUGUGACAGAUGCCCGUCCCUGCGGUGAGACCAAGGCCCUGCCCAUCAGCAUCUACUGCGCAACCCAGGACUUUAAGUCCAAGGUGGAGGGCCUGCGCGAAGGCUUGUACUCGCUUCCCCACCAGGCUCUGUCCGGCCAGCUGGAGGCCGUGGUGGAGAGGACGGAGGACUUCACCGACUCGGCCUACACCAGCCACGAACACCGCGAGGGCAUCCUGCACCUCUGCCAGAUCGCGCGGCAGGACACCGACCGGCUCAUUGCAGCCUGGGGGGACGCGCAGUCUCUCCAUGCCAAAGAAGCCACGGAGGAGAUGGAGCUGUCUAUACUGAAGACCUGCCAAAGUGUCUGCGAACUCCGCAGGGAGCUCCACAAGGUGGCGGUGGGGCGCGCGGCGGACCUGCUGAAGCUCUACUCCGAACACCUGCCUCUGCGAGCCCUGAAGGCCUCAGGGGGCGAGGGCAACCUCGAGGCCGUUGCCGAGUACGCCCGCACGCUCAGCGAACAGAAGGAGCAGCUGGUGGAGACAUGCCGUCUGCUGUGUCACGUCUCUGGGACUGAGCCCCUGGAGAUCACCUGUGUACACGCUGAGGAGACCUUCCAUGUCAUCGGCCCACAGAUCAUCUCAGCGGCCCAGACUUUGGCUCUGCAUCCAUCCAGUAAGAUCGCCAAGGAGAACCUGGACGUGUUCUGUGAGGCCUGGGAGUCCCAGCUCUGCGACAUGGCUGUCCUGCUCAAGGAGAUCAACGAGGUGUUCGAGGGCCGUCGAGGUGAUAAGAGGGCCUAUCUGUCUCUUCCCAGACCAGGAAAACACUCAGCCAACCUGAAGACAGUGAAGGCUGUCAAACUGGAUGCAGAGGAGCAGAGCACCAUAUCGAAGCUUGGCCUGGAGCUACAGCGGCUGACUUCAGAUGUGGACACUGAGGUGGAGAAGUGGGACGACCAGGAACAGGACAUCGUCCGCCAGGGCCAGAGCCUGUCCAGCAUGGCCUACUCCAUGUACCUCUUCACCAGAGGGGAGGGCCUACUGAAGACAACCAUGGACCUCUUUCACCAGGCUGAGGUGCUUUCUGAGGAGGGCCUCCAGCUGUGUUCUUCACUGCACACUUUUUCCGCCCAGCUGGUGGAUGAAGAGAAGGUGACAGUGUUGUCGGAGAUGGAGAAGCUGGUAGCCUUAUGCCAGCAGCUGCAGAUGGGCGUGAGGACACCAGUACAGGGAAAGACUGCCACCUUCCAGAAGGUGGAGUUGUCCAUUCAGAACACCAGAGCCAUCAUGACUGUGGUCAUCAACCUCCUUCCAGUUUGUCAUAAGCUGUUCAGAAAGUCGGAGAAGUGCGGAGUGGCCUCCCCCCGUGGCUGGAUGGAGAGGCAGUUGUCCGUGCCCGUCAAAGACAACGCCCUCAACAACAACGGUUUUGGGGUCAAGUCCCUGGAGCGUCAUAUGGCUAACCUCACGUUCCUGGAGAGCAAGUAGUCCAGUCCAGCGACCUUUGGCCCCAUCCGAUGCCACCUACCAGAGCCGGAGCUUGUUCCAUUGUCCACCACCAGGGGGCAAUGGGCACAAAGUCUUGUCGGUGCACGGCAGUCGUGGCAGUGCGCCCAUCCAGAUCACCAACACCCUUGCCGUCGGUUUAAUCAGCCCAUUUGCUUUGUGGUGUAACUGUAUCCUGUAGCACAUCUCAGCCAAAUACAGCACAUGUAAGCGAAUAAAAAUAAAUAAAAAAUAAAUGCUGCAAUUAAAUUCAUGGCCAGUGCAUGAGGCCCUCAGCUGUCAGUCUGUUGAGCUAUCCAAUGUUACUCCAAUAUACACCAGCCAAAUCCUAUCAGUUUGGCAACUAUUGAGUGAAAUAAUGCAAUGUCACCAACACGCCAAAUAAGGGAGUACAGGGAUGGUUCAAUCACCGUUUAAUGACAAUUGGCUUGCUAAAAUACUGAAACGUAAGGCUCUUAUUAUUGCUCCACAUCAGUAGAGGCAACUCAAUCUGACCGACUGUCUACCGUCUGUAGAGUACAGAAUAAUUUGUAUUGUAUGAACAUCCUAACAGACCAUUGGCCUAGCAUGAGAGUCAAAUCAAGUGAACCAUUGUUUUGAAGUUGUUCUUCAUGAAGUGGACUAAGAGUGAGAUUCAAAUGGCCAAUUCCCUAUACGGGGCACUAUUUUUCCCAAGCGGCUCAAAAUGCAUUAGGUCAGAAGUAUCAGACUAUAUAGGGAAUAAAGUGCCCUUUGAGGUGGAGCCUAUAAUUGCCUUGUGGGCUUUUGUGUUACUGUGUAUUACGGUGUUACUUGAAGCAUUAAUGUCUAUGCUCACAGAGGUUAGGAUUUUGGUACUACUAAACACGAAUGAUUAGUGUGGUGACUGAACCACCAAUAUAAAGCUUUAGAGAUGAUUAUUGAGGACAGCCACAGAAGUGAAGAAAUAGAUCUAGUUUUGGACCAUCUAUCUUUCCUUGUGACAUUUGAAUGAUUGAUAAACAACACAAAUCUAAAUAAACAUUAUUUUUCUUAA